AUGACGGUCGAAAAUCUGAACGCCAUUUCACCAGCUCUGGCUCAGACUUCACAUAACCCAGAAGACCACAGCCCAGGGACUGCGACGCCUGUCACGAUAAGAUCACCUUGUAACCAGCCUGAGGUCAAGGUCGACAUAGAACAUGUGCACGUCGAGGAUGAUCCUCGGAUGUGGUCAAACACUCGCAAGAAUUCAGUGUUGUUCAUUAUAUCAGGAGCGACCAUGAUAGCGGGCUUGACAGGCAAUAUUCAGAAUCCUGCCAACGCCCAGAUCCAGCAGCAACUCCAUGCGUCAGCUCAAGACAUCAGCUUAAGUUUGGCCAUGUUCAUCCUCAUACAAGGCAGCGCGCCAUUAUUCUGGAGCACGCUUAGUGAAAUCAAGGGCCGGAAGCUGGUAUACCUCGUGUCCAUCGCAAUAUUCAUUGUCACCACUGCCAUUGUCGCCAUCUCCAGGACGAUAGGACUGGUGAUAGGCAUGCGAGUCUUGCAAGCAGCUGGGUCUAGCUCCGUCAUGAGCGUUGGUGCCGCUAGUCUCGCUGACAUAUACGAGCCGCACCAGCGCGGGACGAUGAUGGGCAUCUACUACUCUGCGCCACUCCUCGGUCCUGCUCUUGGCCCUAUUAUUGGCGGUGCGCUCACGCAGGGUUUUGGUUGGCGCGCUGUGUUCUGGUUCCUGUGCAUAUGGGGCGGGGUCAUCUUCGCCGCGUUCGCGUUCCUCUUCAAGGAUACGUUCAGGAAGGAGCGGAGUUUAACGUACCAGAAUGUGCUUAAGAGACGGAUAAGGGAGAGGCAGCAGCAUGAGCAGCAGAAGGCAAGGAAGUCGAGGUCGGGCGAUGUUACGCCUGCGACGGCACGGCCAUCGGUUGAAAAUGAGCACGCGAACGAAAAGGAGCAGGGCUCUCCUAAAGAUUUGGAGGCACAGAGGGUCGUGGUGUCAGCGGAGGUGAUGAAGGAGAUAAAACCCUCGCUUGCAGAUGUCAAUCCGCUCCCUCCGUACUGGAGAGUGAUAAAGCAGAAGAACAACCUGGUUGCCAUAACGUCUUCAGGAUUGCUAUUCGCUUUCAGCUACAGCAUCACAUAUACCUGCGCCAGGACGCUCGCCGACUCGUACGGCUACAACGCAUUGACAACAGGUCUGGUCUUACUCGCCUUCGGUAUUGGCAGUGUGGCGGGCAGCAUCUUCGGCGGCCGGUGGUCCGACAGGGCACUUGCUCGACUCAAAGUUGAGAACGGGGGCGUAAGCUACGCCGAGAUGCGCCUCGAUAGCACGAAAACUGUGAUGCUAUUCUUCCCGCCAUCCGUCAUUGGGUAUGCAUGGGUGUGUCAGGAGCGGGUGCACGUUGCGGCAGUCUGCGUCAUGCUCUUCCUCUGCGGGUUCUUUUCUAUAUGGAUAUACAGUAGCACACUGUCCUACCUCGUCGAUGCUAAUGUCGGCCGUUCCUCAAGCGCUGUUGCGAGCAACAGCACGUUUCGUGGCCUGUUCGCGUUCGUUGCAGCUGAGGUUGCCAUCCCUCUCCAGGAUGCGAUAGGCGAUGGCGGGCUGUACACGCUCUGGGGAGGGCUGAUGAUCCUCUCGCAGGGCAUGACCCUGCUCGUGAUCUAUAAAGGUCGCGAGUGGCGCGAGCAGAGCAUCGAGGCAGAGAAUGCGAAGCAGGAGCGCAAGGAUGGCGUGGGCCAAGCAUAA
Molecule: messenger RNA, 1683 nt
Organism: Coniophora puteana RWD-64-598 SS2
Lineage: Eukaryota; Fungi; Basidiomycota; Agaricomycetes; Boletales; Coniophoraceae
Product: MFS general substrate transporter
Exons: 10
Coding region: 1-1683 (560 amino acids)
Biological process (GO): transmembrane transport
Molecular function (GO): transmembrane transporter activity
Source: RefSeq, a predicted model, not a curated record